Molecule: messenger RNA, 2370 nt
Organism: Gavialis gangeticus (Gharial)
Lineage: Eukaryota; Metazoa; Chordata; Crocodylia; Gavialidae
Product: protein eva-1 homolog C-like
Exons: 7
Molecular function (GO): carbohydrate binding
Source: RefSeq, a predicted model, not a curated record
GUUAUAUAUCACGAAUGCUAAAGAAUUACACUGCCCAUGCCUGUGACGGAGAAUACGUCUCCCUGAGAUGCCCGCACAGAACCACCAUCAGCAUCCAGUCUUCCUUUUAUGGCCGCAUUGUACCAAGUCAUCAGAUGUGUCCCUCCCGAUACCCACAGUCCUACGCCACUUUAAUUAAGGAAGAUGUUACCUGUUCUUCUGGCACCUCCCUUCAGAAAAUCCUGGAUGAGUGCCAGGACAGACGGAGCUGCCAGUUUCUUGUCAAUAGCCGACUGUUUGGUAUAGACCCGUGCCCCAGAACCGGCAAGUACCUCAUCGUGUGGUACAAGUGCAGGCCAAAUGAGUACAAGAGCAAAGUAGCCUGUGAAGAUGAUAAGCUGAGGCUGAGCUGUAAGAAAAGCAUGGUGAUAGCCAUUUACUCUGCUAUCUUUGGAAGGACGCAAGGAGACAGCCUGGAAUGUCCCUACCAGAACCGAGGGAUGCCGAUGAUAGAGUGUCAGGCGGCUACAGCUCUCCAGCUCAUGACCAAACGAUGCCAUGGGAAAAGGAGUUGCAGUGUGUAUGCCAGCACCUAUGAAUUCGGCGACCCUUGUUACCCAGGUGUGCGCAAGCAUCUCAAUGUCAUCUACACCUGUGUUCCCAAGAAGCUUCUGCAUGAAACCCAGCCAAAACAAACCCACCACCGAGGAAUUCAGCAACCGCAUUUUCCACAGCAGCCAAGAGUGCAUGAUCCUAACGUUAUAGGGGACGGUGUGUUCUUUUCCGAUGCUUCUUCUCCCAUUAUAAAGAGCACUCUGCCAGAGAAGAAGAGAGGGAGGUCUGCUACCUUCUACCCACCAGACUACAGCCCUGUGCUGCUUCCCGUGGAUGAGACACAAGAGCUGGUGUUCAACAGCAGCAUGGAGCCUGCGGGCAUUAGCACGGAGAUGGCACUGCUGAGCAACAUCCUAGCAGCUUAUUCAUUCAUCACAGAGAAUCCUGAGCGUGCUGCCCUGUAUUUUGUCUCUGGAGUGUGCAUCGGCCUGGUGUUGACUCUGGCAGCCUUGGUGCUGAGGGUGUCCUGCCGAACAGACUGCAAACAAUCCCCGGUGAAAAAGCCCACCCGCGAUCGGGAGAGCGACAGUGACAGCAGUGACAGCGACGACGACUCGGACACCACGUCAGACCUGUCAGCUCGCAGGCACCGCAGGUUCGAAAGGACUUUGAACAUGAAUGUCUUCACUUCAGCAGAGGAGCUGGAGAGGGCUCAGAGGCUGGAAGAGCGGGAGCGCAUCAUCCGGGAGAUAUGGAUGAAUGGGCAACCAGAUAUUCCAGGGACCAGGAGCCUGAACCGUUAUUACUGAGUGUUGGGACAUCCUAUGGGCUGGGACUGCAGCCUCGGUCUUCUCUGAGUGUGCUCAAGAGGGAAGGAGGAGUGGACUGGAGUCCUCCUCCCCUUUUGGUUCAGAACAGCUAACAGGAGCACUAUGGAUGGACAGCAAUAAAGCUUUCACCUUCCACUGUCCCCUGACCUCUUGCUAUUGACACCUAGGAAAUACACCUUUACCCUUGUCUUGUCUCUCUGAUAUCUCCCUUCAGCGGAGGUGAAUGCCAACUUCUUCUCUCGCUGUUGUUCUGCCAUAGGUGGGAGGCAAGUGUUCAAAACCUCCCAUUUCUAGGAAGAUGAAUCCAGCAUGCAACGGUACGGAUGCUGCUCAUGUGGUUGGGAGAGGAAUUGCUGGGUGUUUUGAUUUCCCAAGAAUUUCAGGAGAAUCAUGAACAAACCUCCUUGAGCUUAUGUGUCUGCUGCAGCAAUGAUGCUAUGGGGUGGGAGCAGCAAAAGCCUGAAGUGCAACUGUCUUGUGACCCAGGAAACCAUGAGAUUAACCUAGUUAAAAAUGUGACUUCAGGAGAACCGGGGAUUCUUCCACCACCUCAUCUCGGUGCUCGGACAUUUGACAACAUAUCUGUUAUUUAAGGCGGUGUUUUAAAUUUGCUUUUCAGUGGCAGCAUUUUUUACUGACACCUCAGGGAUAAAAUCCUAUUAUUUUUUUGAGUACGCUUCCCCCUUCCAUCCACCGCAACCAACCCAACCCACUCCCAACAGUGAAACUAUGGUAUUACGAGAGCUGUGUCAGUGAUGGGUGUAAUGUUAUCAACCUCAAAGAGGUUGAAAGGGGUUUUGUUUUAAAUAUAUAUUUGAAGAUGCUGCACAGCAAUGUGCCUUAUUCUUUUUUGUUGUUAAACUCUGAUUUUCCUAUGGAUGGUGAUGCGCAAUAUUUUAUAUAUUUUAUUACGAAAAAAAAAAGUUUGUAUUUGCCAGAGGAGAAUGGGGACAAAAAGAGGCCAAAUAUGACAGCAGGAUGGGAAAUAAAUGCUAAAUAAACUCUG